This is a messenger RNA of Panicum hallii, 882 nucleotides long. RefSeq lists its product as uncharacterized. Bases 1 to 882 code for a protein of 293 amino acids. The transcript has a single exon. The record is from RefSeq and is a predicted model, not a curated record. NCBI's taxonomy places the organism in Eukaryota, Viridiplantae, Streptophyta, Magnoliopsida, Poales, Poaceae.
AUGGCGUAUCUUCUCCUGUACAUCGAUGACAUGAUCCUCUCAGCAUCCUCAACGAGCCUUCUCCAACAAAUCAUCACCAAGCUUAAGUUCGAGUUCGCUGUCAAAGACAUGGGCGCACUCCAGUACUUCCUCAGCAUCGACGUCCAGCGCACCGACCACGGCUUCUUCCUCUCGCAGGCCAGCUACGUCGACGACCUCCUCAAGCGCGCCGGCAUGCUGAACUGCAAGCCCGUGGCCACCCCAUGUGACACGAAGCCAAAGCCCUCCUCCACUGCUGGCAAGCCCAUUGCAGACGCAAGCUUUUACCGCAUCAUGGCGGGUGCUGUGCAGUUCCUCACCGUGACGCGUCCAGACAUCGCCCAUGCUGUUCAACAAGUGUGCCUCCACAUGCACUCUCCUCCAGACGUCCACUCUACCAUGCUAAAGCGCAUCAUGAGGUACAUCAAGGGGACACCGUCACUUGGGAUUCAUCUACGUGCUGCCUCUUCACCAACACUGAUGGCGUACAACGACGCCAACUGGGCCGGCUGCCUGGACACCAGGCGCUCCACGUUCGGGUUCUGCGUGUUUCUCGGUGAUUCGUUGAUCUCUUGGUCAUCAAAGCGCCAGACCACCGUAUCCCGCUCGAGCGCGGAGGCGGAGUACCGAGGCGUUGCCAACGCCGUCGCCGAGUGUUCAUGGCUACGACAUCUCCUCGGCGAACUGCACUGCGACAUCUCCAAGGCAACGGUGGUCUUCUGCGACAAUGUCUCCAUGGUUUACAUGUCCCGCAACCCAAUACAUCACAAGCGCACCAAGCACAUCGAACUUGACAUCCACUUCGUCCGGGAGAAGGUCGCGAUCGGCGAAGUUCGAGUCCUGCAUGUUCCCAGCGCGCGUUAG